CCAUUAUGACCACCAACAAAGAACCCCAAGAUAAGGGGCACGGAAAAACAGAACCCACCAAGAAUGGAAUAUCUGGAGGUGUGGGAAUCAUGAAGCGCUUGAGAAGAUCAGCCUCUGCCACGGAACACAAUCUAAGCAAUCUGCGAAACCGCAAAUCAACUCAAAACCUAUUCGAUCAGCAUGGCAAUCCCAUCGAUCUGCGGCAGUAUCGUAAAGUCUUGGAUAAGGAUGAGAAUGGAAAUGGAAAUGGGAAUGGAACGAAUGGAUCUGAGAAGAAGCUGAGAUAUAGGAGAACGCAGAGUGUGACUCGUGCUGAGGAAAUUUCGAAUAAGGAGGAGAAGCAGCGGAGGGCUCAACCAGGCAGACCGAUCCAUCGACCCAGAGACUCCCUGUUCUCCUGGAGCUCUGGAUUUACUAAUUUCACAGGACUGGUUAACUGGGGUUUUCUGCUGCUUUGCAUUGGAGGCCUGCGGUUGGGUCUAGAGAACCUGCUCAAAUAUGGCAUUCGCAUCAAUCCCCUGGACUGGUUCUUUUUCUUAAGCGGUCACAAUGAAGGCGAGGGUCACAAUGCCCUCAUCCUUAGCAUUUACUCUCUGGUUCACAUUUCCCUCUGUCUGGCUGUGGAAAAGGGUCUUGCCAUGGAAAUCAUUGCCGAAAGUUUAGGCAUCUUUAUCCAGAUUGUUAACAUUGUGGUGAUGGUCUGCCUGCCCGUGGUCACCAUUCACCUUAAAGGGCAUGCCUUCAGUUUGAUGGGUGCCUCAACUGUUUGCUUCUUUUACUCUGUGCUGUUUCUAAAACUCUGGUCCUAUAUACAAACGAAUAUGUGGUGCCGACAGACCUACUACCAAAAGAAUCCCCGGGAACGUCGACCCAGCAUUACUUUAGCGGAACUGAAAAAUGGGUUUUUGGAUGGCGGUGAAGAAGAUGAGGACGUUUCAAAGUUGGUGCAAUAUCCGGAUAAUCUCACCUACAGGGAUCUCCUGUACUUCCUUUGUGCUCCCACACUCUGCUACGAGUUGAACUUCCCUCGAACUUCGCGCGUGCGCAAACGCUUUUUGCUCAAGCGCUUGUUGGAGGUGGUGAUUGGAGUGAAUGUGGUGAUGGCUUUGUUUCAGCAGUGGAUAAUUCCCUCGGUUCGGAACUCCCUGAUACCGUUUUCCAACAUGGAUGUGGCAUUGGCCACCGAACGACUCCUUAAACUGGCGUUACCCAAUCAUUUGUGCUGGCUGUGCUUUUUCUACCUGAUGUUCCACUCGUUCCUAAAUGCGGUGGGAGAGCUCUUGAACUUUGCCGAUCGAAACUUUUACUGUGAUUGGUGGAAUGCCAAUAAUAUUGAUACCUUCUGGCGGACCUGGAACAUGCCAGUUCACAGGUGGUGUGUCCGUCAUCUUUACAUCCCAGUGGUCCAAAUGGGCUACUCCUCAAGACAGGCUUCCACUAUUGUCUUCCUGUUCAGUGCCAUCUUCCACGAAUAUUUAGUUUCCGUUCCCUUGCAAACCUAUAAGAUCUGGGCCUUCAUGGGCAUGAUGGGCCAGAUUCCUCUCUCAGCCAUUUCCAAGUCGAUUGAGAAAAAGCUGGGUCCCCGAAUGGGCAACAUAAUCGUGUGGGCUUCCAUAAUACUCGGUCAACCUCUGUGCAUAAUGUGCUACUAUCACGACUACGUGGUUCAGCAUUUUAAGCACUCACUCAACGGCACCGACUACGGCAGUUAG
This is a messenger RNA of Drosophila subpulchrella, 1712 nucleotides long. It is a transcript of the gene mdy, whose product is annotated as diacylglycerol O-acyltransferase 1. The record is from RefSeq and is a predicted model, not a curated record. NCBI's taxonomy places the organism in Eukaryota, Metazoa, Arthropoda, Insecta, Diptera, Drosophilidae. The transcript has 8 exons. Gene Ontology annotation, cellular component: endoplasmic reticulum membrane. The coding region runs from base 6 to 1712 and encodes 568 amino acids. Gene Ontology annotation, biological process: triglyceride biosynthetic process. Gene Ontology annotation, molecular function: diacylglycerol O-acyltransferase activity.